This is a messenger RNA of Postia placenta MAD-698-R-SB12, 1718 nucleotides long. RefSeq lists its product as hypothetical. The coding region runs from base 1 to 1590 and encodes 529 amino acids. The record is from RefSeq and is a predicted model, not a curated record. Gene Ontology annotation, cellular component: nucleus. NCBI's taxonomy places the organism in Eukaryota, Fungi, Basidiomycota, Agaricomycetes, Polyporales, Adustoporiaceae. The transcript has 3 exons. Gene Ontology annotation, molecular function: DNA-binding transcription factor activity; protein dimerization activity.
AUGUGGUCCGUGCGCACGAUGCCGGCAUGUUUGGCCGUGCUUGCGCUGAUUCUCACGUGCAGGGUAUAUAGUGGCCCUCGUGACCGGCGUCGUGACCUCUCCUUUCUCCCCCGUGAUCAACUCGCCCCCAGUCUCCUGUCGCGCUCCCCGAGGCCGACGCUCCCCUCGUCGCCCCCGACAACGACGCCGGGCUCACUCUCGACAUUCUCGAGCUACACACCUAUCUUCCCCCGGGAUAUUGAUUCGGGCCACCCCAGCACCCGCUGUCGACUGCCUAUCGGAGACACAAUGGCCACAGCACCCCCGCCUAACCACGAUCCCUCCCUCGCGCCUACCGGUGCUCCUGCGCCGCCACAACCACCUCCAGGCUCCCAGGCUCCCCCCGGCAUGCCCGGCGAUGCCGCCAUGCCCAACGCCUUCGGUAACCUCGCCUCCGAGCAAGUCAUGGCCAUCCUCAGCAAGAUACCGGGCUUCGGCAACAUGAGGGGUGAUGUUAAGGACUCUGCGGCCGCGGAGGCGCUGUCAAAUCUCGCCGCACAGGCGUCGUUUCAGCCACACCAUCCAGGGCACAUCCCGCACCCCCACCAGCCCCCGCCGUACCAUGUCGUCCACCCGCAUCAGCCACCACACCCGCAUGGGCUCGGCAACGAGCCGGGCCCGUCGACGCACCCGCGCGGCCCCCCAGAUCUUGGCCAGUUGGCGCAAACGGCACUGCAGAACCCGCCACCCGGCGGCCCGCCUGUUUCUGCGCCGAUGCGAACACGGAGCCAGGAUGCGCCAGAUGCACCCCCGCCCCUUGACGGCGACGCAUCUUUAGGCGCGAACGGAGACCUCUCACCGGAGGGCACUCCAGAUAACACAGAUAUAGUGGGCGCCGUAAAGUCGGCAUCAGGCGGGCGUCGGGGGGGACGUGCCGCCAACAUGAGCAACGACGAGUGGACACGGCAGAGGAAGGACAACCAUAAAGAGGUUGAGCGCCGGCGGCGUGGCAACAUCAACGAGGGAAUCAACGAGCUCGGCCGCAUCGUACCCAACGGCUCUGGCGAGAAGGCCAAAGGCGCGAUCCUCUCCCGCGCCGUGCAGUACAUCCACCACCUCAAAGAGAACGAGGCGCGGAACAUCGAGAAGUGGACGCUAGAAAAGUUGCUCAUGGACCAGGCAAUGGGCGACCUGCAGGCGCAGCUCGAGGAGAUGCGGCGCAUGUGGGACGAAGAGCGCAUCGCACGCCAGCGCGCGGAAAGCGAGCUCGACGUUCUUCGGGGGUUGCAGCAGGGCCUCCCGCUCAGCGCCGCCGCUGCAGCCGCUGCCGCGGCGGUGGCGAGUGCGAACGCGAAUGCACCGAUGCCUCCGGGCCCGGCGCCAGCCCCGGCCGCCGCUCCCAACGCCCCCUCUGCAUCUGCCACUACGCCUGCUCCUAGCUCCGCCCCUGCUUCCGCCCCCGCCGCACCGCCCUUGGAGGCGCGCCGCUCCAAGUCCCCGGAGACGUCGAAGGACGGCAAUAAGCGGGAGAGAGACGAGUCGGACGGGCAGGACGCCGCGGCGCCCGCGGGCGAGAGCGAGUCGGGGGCGAAGCGGCAGCGGGUGGAGUAGUCUUCCCUCGCGCACAGACGCAGCCUGCCUGUAGGAUUGUCUGGUGCUCGUCUCGUCUCGUUGCUCUGUCUUUCUUCGUUGUCGUCGUUGUGCUGGAUUGUGUCUUGCAUGAGUCUCGUAGUGUCUUU